AUGAUGUGGACAAAAUCCCUGGUGAGGAAGAGCAUGUGCAUUCUCAUUUUGUUGUCAAUGUCAGCUUUGGCAGCCACAGACUUGGUUGAAGGCCAACACCGUCGACUUCUUCAGGUUCCUGGUGAUGCCGCAGAGGAAGAUCAUCAUUUUCAGAUAUCUGAUAUAUUCAAAAGGCUUGACAUUAUUAUGGUUGUAAUUAUCUCUGUCAUUGUUUUGACCAUUGUCUCCUUCUUCCUAUAUCGCUUCCAUCGUUUACGCUUCAAAAAAGAACCCCGUGCCUCACCACAAGAACCGAUGGCUUUUAUAUCAACCAGAAUGGUUUUAUAUAACCUUGACUAG
This is a messenger RNA of Sphenostylis stenocarpa, 339 nucleotides long. Lineage: Eukaryota; Viridiplantae; Streptophyta; Magnoliopsida; Fabales; Fabaceae. The record is from the annotation of a GenBank genome assembly.